Messenger RNA from Asterias rubens (European starfish), 2225 nucleotides. RefSeq names its product serine/threonine-protein phosphatase 2A 56 kDa regulatory subunit delta isoform-like. Gene Ontology annotation, molecular function: protein phosphatase activator activity. Bases 98 to 1819 code for a protein of 573 amino acids. Gene Ontology annotation, cellular component: protein phosphatase type 2A complex; nucleus; cytosol. NCBI's taxonomy places the organism in Eukaryota, Metazoa, Echinodermata, Asteroidea, Forcipulatida, Asteriidae. Gene Ontology annotation, biological process: signal transduction; protein dephosphorylation. The record is from RefSeq and is a predicted model, not a curated record. The transcript has 17 exons.
UGUUGAGCAGUGUGUUAUGUUACCGUCUAUGCUCCUAUCUCCCGGUAAAAAAUGCGUAACUUAAUGUAGGAAAUAAGAGGCCAAAACCACCCUAGACAUGCCGAAUAAGACCAAGAAAGACAAGGCCGCAAGUAAACCAGCGGGAGGCAACAACAAGAAUUCCAGUAAAGAUGGCAUUGAUGAUGAGACAAGAAAUCGCACAACAAAUGUACCCCCUCCUACCCAGCUGACCAGGUCAAAGGGCACAGGGCCCUUAGUGAAGAAAGAGAAGAGGCAGGGCUCGUCCCGGUUUAACAUCAGCAAGAACAGGGAACUGCAGAGACUCCCGCUUCUCAAAGAUGCCACCCCAGCAGAGAGAGAAGACCUGUUCACAAAGAAGCUGCAGCAGUGCAGUGUGGUCUUUGACUUUAUAUCAGACCCACUCAGUGACCUGAAAUGGAAGGAGGUCAAACGAGCCGCUCUGAACGAGCUGGUGGAGUUUGUCACCCAUCAGAGGAGCGUCAUAACAGAGCCUAUUUAUCCAGAAGCUGUUAAAAUGUUUUCAAUCAAUAUGUUCCGAACGUUGCCCCCACCUUCAAACCCCAGCGGUGCCGAGUUUGACCCUGAAGAAGAUGAGCCGACAUUAGAAGCGGCUUGGCCACACCUACAGCUUGUUUAUGAAUUUUUCCUACGAUUCUUGGAAUCACCGGACUUCCAACCAAACACGGCCAAGAAGCACAUUGACCAGAAGUUUGUAUUACAGUUACUUGAGCUGUUCGAUAGUGAAGAUCCAAGGGAGAGAGAUUUCCUCAAGACGACACUACAUCGUAUAUACGGCAAAUUUCUUGGUCUCAGAGCUUAUAUAAGAAAGCACAUCAACCAUAUAUUUUAUAGGUUUGUCUACGAAACGGAACAUCACAAUGGUGUUGCAGAACUAUUAGAAAUUCUUGGAAGCAUCAUCAAUGGGUUUGCUUUACCACUUAAAGAGGAACACAAGUCAUUCCUUCUCAGAGUCCUCAUGCCUUUACACAAGGCCAAGUCCCUCAGUGUCUACCACCCACAGUUAGCGUAUUGUGUUGUGCAGUUCUUAGAAAAGGACCCGAGUUUAACAGAAAAGGUUUUAAAGCUACUGUUGAAAUUCUGGCCAAAAGUGCACAGCCCGAAAGAGGUGAUGUUCCUGAAUGAACUAGAAGAAAUUUUGGAUGUGAUUGAGCCAACAGAAUUCAACAAGGUUAUUGAGCCUCUGUUCCAACAGCUCUCUAAGUGUGUAUCAAGCCCUCACUUCCAGGUCGCAGAGAGGGCGCUAUACUAUUGGAAUAAUGAAUACAUAAUGAGCCUUAUAAGUGAUAACGCCGCAGCCAUUCUACCGAUCAUGUUCCCGUCCCUCUACAAGAACUCCAAAGCUCACUGGAACAAGACUAUACAUGGGCUGAUCUACAAUGCACUGAAGCUGUUUAUGGAAAUGAAUCAAAAACUCUUUGAUGAAUGCUCACAGAAGUACAAGCAGGAGAGACAAAAUGAGAAAGACAAGUUAAAAAAGAGGAAUGAAGCUUGGAUAAAGAUGGAGGACGUUGCAAAAAGAAAUCCAAUGUUUGAACGCUUGUCCAAUGAUUUCCAUGACGAUAACAGUCGUAUGGAGGUAGACAUUGACGACGAGGUCUAUGAAGGUGACUUGAACAAGGACAUUGGAAAGGAAGCAAAGGCCCCAAUAGCAAAGAAAGAAACCAAGCAGCUUAUAAGAAGAAAGUCUGAACUUCCCCACGAUGCGUACACGAUGAGGGCGCUAACCACACACAAACGGACUGAAGACUACCUAGUCUCCUCUCAAGAGACUAGUUGAAGGUGCACUAACAAAGUGUAAUUUAAGCAAAACUAAAGUAGUACCGACGAAGAAAAACAAAAAAGCCUAAAAAAAAAUAAUUAAAAGACUCAAAUAUCAUUUAAAUUUGAAGUUGUAUCAUAGCGUACUAUAUAAAUAGUUAAUGCAAACAAAUUUGCUUGUUGCAGCCAUUAAGUUGGACAUCUCCCCCUUUUUGACUGUUCGGCAACGUUCAAUGUGAUAUUUUUAAAGCUAUUUUGUGUAUGGAUGUUGAUAAUUGCAUUAUAUUUUUAGGGAGGGAAUUUAAUUUUGUUUGGGAAGCAGUCAUGAUCUGCUUUACCGUUUGUUAUUACAUUGGAUAACAAAACACCUGUAGUUUAUUUCAUUAGUAGAUGUCAGUUCAUUUGGACACCCGACGUCAUUCAAA